GCGAUGAUGCAGACAUCACCUAAAAAUUGGGGCGGGGAAAGGAAGUUACAGUUACGAAAGAGAACUAGCUGCAAAAGUUGGAGCGGAAAGGUUGGGAGACCCGGAGGGUCUUCCCUAGCCCACAGGGAACGAGGAAGUGCCAGGAAGAACUUGCGUAGACCCCCGUGCAUCAAGGGCUGGAUUCCUUGGAUUGGAGCUGGAUUGGAGCUUGGAAAAGCCCCUCUAGAAUUUAUAGAGAAAGCACGAAUCAAGUAUGGACCAAUAUUUACUAUCUUUGCUAUGGGAAACAGAAUGACAUUUGUUACUGAAGAAGAGGGAAUUAAUGUAUUUUUAAAAUCCAAAGAAGUGAAUUUUGAGUUAGCAGUACAGACUCCCGUCUAUCGUACAGCAUCAAUUCCUAAGACUAUCUUCUUAACACUGCAUGAAAAGCUAUAUAUUAUGAUGAAAGGAAAACUGGGGACCUUCAACAUACAUCAGUUUAUUGGGCAACUGACUGAAGAGUUACAUGAACAACUGGAAAAUUUAGGCACACAGGGAACAAUGGACCUGAGCAACUUUGUAAGGCAUCUCCUUUAUCCCGUCACAGUGAAUAUACUCUUUAAUAAAGGUUUGUUUCUCACACACAAGAGGAAAAUCAAGGAGUUUUACCAACAUUUUCAAGCUUAUGAUGAGGGUUUUGAAUAUGGGUCCCAGAUGCCAGAAUGGCUUCUGAGAAACUGGUCAAAAUCCAAAAAGUGGCUCUUAGCACUGUUUGAGAAAAGCAUUCCAGAUAUAAAAGCAUACAGACCUGCAAAAGAUAAUUCUGUGACAGUAAUGCAGGCUGUGCUGGAUAUUGUAGAGAUGGAAACAAAUAAACUGAAUCCAAAUUAUGGGCUGUUAAUGCUUUGGGCUUCUCUGUCAAAUACUGUUCCUGUUGCAUUUUGGACACUUGCAUUUGUCCUUUCUCAUCCCAAUAUCCACAGGACCAUUAUGGAAGGCAUAUCUACUGUGUUUGGCACAGCAAGUAAAGAGAAAAUUAAAGUGUCUGAGGAUGAAUUGAAGAAACUCCUUCUAAUUAAAUGGUGCAUUUUGGAAACCAUUCGGUUAAGAGCCCCCGGUGUCAUUACUAGAAAAGUCAUGAAGCCAGUUGAAAUUUUGAAUUUCACUGUUCCUUCUGGUGACCUGUUGAUGUUGUCUCCAUUUUGGGUACAUAGAAAUCCAAAAUAUUUUCCUGAACCUGAACUGUUCAAACCUGAACGCUGGAAAAAGGCAAAUUUAGAGAAGCAUGCUUUCUUGGACUGCUUCAUGGCAUUUGGAGGCGGGAAGUUCCAGUGUCCUGGAAGAUGGUUUGCUCUGUUAGAGAUUCAAAUAUGUAUUAUUUUAAUACUUUAUAAAUACGACUGUAGUCUUUUGGACCCAUUACCAAAACAGAGUUAUCUCCAUUUGGUGGGUGUCCCCCAGCCAGAAGGGCAAUGCCGAAUAAAAUAUAAACAAAGAAUAUGACAUCCGCUGGGGCUCAAGAGGGCCAGAGCCUUCUGGAAGAGUGAUGCUACCUACCCCUGGAAAAUCCCUGACACUAAUCUGGCAGCACCUCCACCUGGGCUGUCCUGAAACAUGCUGCUUCACUUCAUUUGGGAUCUUAGUUCAAGAAAAUGUCCAAAUGUGCAUGUGUUUGAUAUCUUCAAAACCAGGAAUCUGACAUCGCUCCCUAUGACUAUAUGGUCUAUAGAAAAUUUUUUUUUGCUUUAGUUUUUUUAUUAGUGUAUUUUAGUUAUCCACAAUAUUAGGGUUCAUUUUGACAUAAUCAUACAAACAUGGAAUAUUAUUUGCUCUAGUUCAGUUCCCUUUCCCUUCCAUCCUCCCUCCACCUGUUCCCUUCCCUCUACUCUACUGGUGUUUCUUCUAUUUAGUUUCAGUUUAUAUUAAAUCAGUACCUUAUAGAUAUACAUAAAGGUGAAAUUCAUUCUUGGUAUAUUCAUAUAAGUACAAAGGAUAUUUAGAUCAAUUUCAUUCCACUGUUCCUCCCUUCUCUCAUCCUUCCCUGCUCCUCUCAUGAAAAUAGAAGAUAGGUCAGUGGAGUAUAAAAUGUUGAAAUGAUUAGAAAGAGCAGUUUUGAAAAACUGGAAUUUAGUUUCAUACAUUACUGUAUUAUAGCUUCAAAGAGAAACAAUGUCAUUUGAAUACAAAUUUUAGUACGUUAAAUUCACUAUGAAGGCAACAUACACAAAUUUGCAUUCUGAAAAGACAAAGUCUUAGAUACUAAAAAAAUUUAAUGUUUCUAAAAUUUUCUUUUUAUAUGAUCCUUAGCAAUUGGAAUUCUUAGACUCUAUUAAUAUAAUUCUUUAUUAUAAAUGUAUCUAAUGCUAAAAGCAUGAAUAAAAUCAUAGUUCUCUAAAACCAGUGAACUGGUAUUAUAUUCAUCUCUACACUCUGCUAUGUCUGGGACAGCAUCUUCU
Messenger RNA from Sciurus carolinensis (gray squirrel), 2435 nucleotides. RefSeq names its product 24-hydroxycholesterol 7-alpha-hydroxylase. Bases 4 to 1482 code for a protein of 492 amino acids. The record is from RefSeq and is a predicted model, not a curated record. Gene Ontology annotation, biological process: cholesterol homeostasis; bile acid biosynthetic process. The transcript is spliced from 13 exons. Gene Ontology annotation, molecular function: oxidoreductase activity, acting on paired donors, with incorporation or reduction of molecular oxygen; steroid hydroxylase activity; iron ion binding. Lineage: Eukaryota; Metazoa; Chordata; Mammalia; Rodentia; Sciuridae.